This is a messenger RNA of Sarcophilus harrisii (Tasmanian devil), 3155 nucleotides long. RefSeq names its product family with sequence similarity 189 member B (gene ENTREP3). Gene Ontology annotation, cellular component: membrane. Lineage: Eukaryota; Metazoa; Chordata; Mammalia; Dasyuromorphia; Dasyuridae. The record is from RefSeq and is a predicted model, not a curated record. The transcript is spliced from 12 exons. Bases 760 to 2760 code for a protein of 666 amino acids.
UCCAUCCCCCCAUUCCCUCCCCCCAACCCCGUUGCCUCCCGCUUGGACCUGCUGCAGCCAGGAUCCCGGGGAGCCGAGCUGGGCUGGCCGCCCGGGGAGCCGGCCCUGAAGCGGACCAUACCCCACAAAGAAGCCCGGAGCUCUAAGGGACAGCCCACCUGGGCCUCCGGACCCACCGGUCCGACUACUCUCCCCCGCCCGCAGGCAUCCUCCGCCGCUGCUGCAUCUCCUGUCCCAUCCCAGCCCCUCCCUCCCUCCCCUUCCCACUCCUCCAUCCCCACCCCAAGCCCCCAGACUCUUUUCUGGAACCCGUCUGUUGUCUAGCAUCCCAGAGCCUACCUCCACCUUCCCUGGGGGAAUCUGGCCCCUCCCUGCUCCCCUCCCCCACCCCACAUCCCUAGGGCGAUGAAAUGAACCGGUGCCCCCCCUCCCUCCGAGCUGCCCCCGGGCACUGUGCCCACCCCCUGCCUGCUGUGGGGAGAGAACCUCCCGCUGCCCCAACGUGACCUCCGUCCCUGGGGGACAGGCGGAUUCCCCCCCUCCCCACCCCAGUCUCUUCAAGGGCCCUCUGACAUCCUUCCAGCUGGAACAUUUGGGCCAUGCACCCUGGGACCCCGGCAGGGGGUGGGUUCUGGGGCUAAGGGGUGAGGGAGGGGGGCAAGAGGAGAGAAGAAGGGAGUGGCCCUUGGGUUUCAUUGAGAUGCUCUCAGGUGCCAGGGGGACACUGCAACAGAGGCAGGCGCCACGGGGGUGGGCACAAUGCCCUCACCCAGUGAUUCAAGCCAUUCCCUGACCAGCCGGCCCAGCACCAGAGGCCUCACCCAUCUCCGGCUCCACCGGCCCUGGCUCCAAGCUCUGCUCACCCUGGGGCUGGCCCAGGUGAUACUAGGUGUCCUGGUGGUCACCUUCAGCAUGGUGGCUUCCUCAGUCACCUCCACGGAAAACAUCAAGAGGUCCUACCCGUCCUGGGCCGGCUUCUCGCUGGCAUUCUCAGGGGUAGUUGGCAUCGUAUCCUGGAAGAGACCAUUCACUCUGGUGAUCUCCUUCUUCUCUCUGCUCUCCGUACUCUGUGUCAUGCUCAGCCUGGCCGGCUCGGUGCUUUCCUGUAAGAAUGCUCAGCUGGCACGCGACUUCCAAGAAUGCUCAAUGUGUUGUCCCCCAACCCAGGAAGGGAAGGUCUGUGUCUGCUGUCCCUCCUUUCACUUGCCCAGACCCUGCAGGGACUCGGGACAGGAGCUGAAAAUCUCCCUGAGCACAACCUGCGCUGAUGCUCUGGGGGCCCUCAAGAACCUCCUCUUCAGCGUCUGCGGUCUCACGGUCUGUGCUGCCAUUGUCUGUGCUCUCUCCGCUAUUGUUUGCUGCAUCCAGAUCUUUUCUCUCGACCUUGUGCACACGCUGGCUCCCGAACACUCAGCCUCGGGUACUCUGGGGCCCCUGGGCUGCGUGUCUCCCCCAGCUCCUCUGCUCCACACCAUGCUGGACCUGGAAGAAUUUGUGCCCCCGGUGCCUCCACCUCCGUAUUACCCCCCAGAGUAUACCUGCAGCUCAGAGACAGACGCUCAGAGCAUCACCUAUAAUGGAUCCAUGGACAGCCCAGUGCCCCUGUACCCCACCGACUGCCCCCCGUCCUAUGAGGCUGUCAUGGGACUCCGAGGAGAUAGCCAGGCCACACUCUUUGACCCUCAGCUUCAUGAUAGUUCCUGUAUCUGUGACCGCGUGGCUUCCAUCGUGGACGUGUCCAUGGACAGUGGGUCCCUGGUGCUGUCGGCCAUUGGAGACCUCCCCGGCGGUUCUAGCCCAUCUGAAGACUCGUGCCUACUGGAGCUCCAGGGUUCUGUGCGUUCUGUGGACUACGUCCUCUUCCGAUCCAUCCAGCGGAGCCGGGCUGGCUACUGCCUCAGCCUGGACUGUGGGCUCCGGGGUCCCUUCGAGGAUAGUCCCCUGACCCCAAGACCACCCCGAGCUGCCCGCUCCUACUCCUGCUCCGCCCCAGAAGCCCCCCCCACACUUGGUGCCCCCACCGCCGCCCGAAGUUGCCACCGGCUAGAAGGCUGGCCCCCCUGGGCUGGGCCAUGCUUCCCAGAAAUCCGUCGUCGGGGACCUCGGGGAGGAGGUCGAGGAGAGGCCCCUCCCGUCCGGCCCCCUGCCCGACGAUUCAGUGACAGCUCAGGCUCCCUCACCCCCCCUGGGCACCGGCCUCCUCAGCCGGCUCCCGCCUUGCUGCUUCGAUCCCAUAGUGACCCGGGCAUUGCCAUGUCCAGCGAGACUGCUGAUUUCAGGGACCUUUAUACCAAAGUGCUUGAGGAGGAAGCUGCUUCUCUCUCCUCUGCAGACACAGGGCUCUGCUCUGAAGCCUGCCUCUUCCGCCUUGCCCCUUGCCCUUCCCCCAAGUUGCUCCGUGCCCGUUCAGCUGAGAAACGGCGUCCAGUGCCCACCUGGAGAAAGGUGCCAUUGCCUUCUGGGCCUGCACCUGCCCACUCUUUGGGGGAUUUAAAGGGCAGCUGGCCCGGUCGUGGCUUAGUGACUCGCUUCCUCCAGAUGUCCAAGAGGGUACAGGAGUCCAGUGGACAUGGCGUCCAUGGCCAUAAGCAGGUACAGCGAAGCCCUUGGAGCCGGCCUGGACUCGAAAGCCUUCACCUGCGCAGCUGCGGAGACCUCAGCUCCGGCUCGUCCCUUCGCCGCCUUCUGUCUGGCCGAAGGCUAGAAAGAGCUACGCGCCCUCACAGCGUCAACGGGGGCAGCCAAGAAAGUGGGCUGUGAGCCCCGACACCAUUUGCUGACUUCCACCUGGCUCUAACCUGUGUUCUGGGCCGCCCGACACCCAUCCAGGCCCACGUGAACACGGGCCACGAGCUACCAGCUGGCCUUGGACCAGCUUCUGUCACCGCCUCCUUGCACCAGUUGGCAGGAAAAAAAUCUGCUGAACCUCCCCCUGACUGAUGUCCCUCUCUUUCCUGCUCUGGGUGGGGUGGGGGGAACGUUCCUUGCUGCUCAUCCUUUCCCUCCCUCUCCACCCAGGAGAGCUUUGCUCAUGCACUGCAUGGGGCUACAGGGCGUUGGGGGGAGGCUGCCUGGGGCUGAGCCCGCUUACAGCUGAUACACGAUGUGCGUGUGUUGGAUGGAGGAAGAACCAAUAAAUUCUUCUCCUCCCCCAA